Molecule: messenger RNA, 120 nt
Organism: Caenorhabditis briggsae
Lineage: Eukaryota; Metazoa; Nematoda; Chromadorea; Rhabditida; Rhabditidae
Exons: 1
Coding region: 1-120 (39 amino acids)
Source: RefSeq, a predicted model, not a curated record
AUGGAUGUUGGCUUACCAUGUCUAGGUCUGUAUUCAGAAGACCUUCGGGUUGUCAAGCCUGUGCAUAGACACAUGGAAUUGGAACAAGUGUCACAGUGCAAGUUGCGUACACAAUUAUGA